This is a messenger RNA of Cygnus atratus (black swan), 825 nucleotides long. RefSeq names its product StAR related lipid transfer domain containing 10 (gene STARD10). The transcript is spliced from 6 exons. Gene Ontology annotation, molecular function: lipid binding. Lineage: Eukaryota; Metazoa; Chordata; Aves; Anseriformes; Anatidae. The coding region runs from base 1 to 813 and encodes 270 amino acids. The record is from RefSeq and is a predicted model, not a curated record.
AUGUCGGGCCGCGACAGCGUGCAGAUCCCCGACGAUCGCGAUUUCCGCGCGUUCCGGGCGGAGUGCGAGUGCGAGCGGGGCUGGAGCCUGAGCUACAGCAAGGCGGGGGUGGCCGUCUGGGUGCAGCUGCUCGAGCCCGAGCGCUCCCUGCACAAGAUCAAGUGCAGGAUGGAGUGCAAGGACGUGCCGGCGGAGACGCUGUACGACGUGCUGCAUGACAUCGAGUACCGCAAGAAGUGGGACACCAAUGUCAUCGAGACCUUCGACAUCGGCAGGCUGACCGUCAACUCCGACGUGGGCUACUACGCCUGGAAGUGCCCCAAGCCCCUGAAGAACCGGGACGUCAUCACGCUGCGCUCCUGGCUGCCCAUGGGCACCGACUACAUCAUCAUGAACUACUCCGUCAAGCACCCCAAAUACCCGCCCCGUAAGGACAUGGUGCGAGCGGUGUCCAUCCAGACGGGCUACCUGGUGGAGGGGAAGGGAGCCAAGAGCUGCACCAUCACCUACCUGGCACAGGUGGACCCCAAAGGUUCCCUGCCGAAGUGGGUGGUGAACAAAUCCUCGCAGUUCCUGGCCCCCAAGGCGAUGAAGAAGAUGUACAAGGCGUGCCUCAAGUACCCGGACUGGAAGCUGAAGCACAACCCGCACUUCAAGCCCUGGCUGUUCCCCGAGCAGAGCACGCUGCCGCCCCUGGCGCUCUCCGAGCUCUCCAUCCAGCACGCCGACUCGCUGGAGAACAUCGACGAGAGCUCCCUCUCCGAGACCAAAGACGACCGCGGCGAGGCCAGCGACGAGGACAGCGUUAACUGAGCCUCCCCCCCC